AUGUCGGCCAAGAGGGAAGAACUGAAGAAAGCCAACCCGAAAAAGAACUACAAGGAAGUUUGCUUGGAGCUGACACAAAUAUAUGAUCACAAAGAACAUAAACAAGAAGGGCUAUUCAUCAAAAAAGGGAUGACUCAGGAGCUGAAGAAUGAACUCAGGGAGGUGAGAGAAGAACUCAAGGAAAAGAUGGAAGAGAUAAAGCAGAUAAAGGAUAUAAUGGACAAAGAUUUUGAUAAGCUUCAUGAGUUUGUGGAAAUUAUGAAGGAAAUGCAGAAGGAAAUGGAUGAAAAGAUGGAUGUUUUAAUGACUAUACAGAAGAACAGCAAGCUUCCCCCUCAAAAACAACCAAAGGAGCAGCAGGAACUCGGGCAGAUAGGAAAGACGGACAAAGAUCCCCAGCUCAGACCCAAGAAAAUGGAAGAACCUGAUGGAGCAUCAUCGGCUAGCAAUAAGACGAUGAUGUCACAAAAAACAAAGACUAAUCCACCGGGUCCCCUUCAUUCCUGUCAGAGUUGCUGCGAGACCUUCACACCAUGCCUGGGCGCCCUUUUCACCUUUGUCAUCUGGAGCUGCUUUCUGAUUUAUCUGUACUUCAGCCCCGAUGAGAUGGAGUAUGUGCUUCCAACCUAG
Molecule: messenger RNA, 630 nt
Organism: Arvicola amphibius (Eurasian water vole)
Lineage: Eukaryota; Metazoa; Chordata; Mammalia; Rodentia; Cricetidae
Gene: Tex35
Product: testis expressed 35
Exons: 8
Coding region: 1-630 (209 amino acids)
Source: RefSeq, a predicted model, not a curated record